Molecule: messenger RNA, 1284 nt
Organism: Ceutorhynchus assimilis (cabbage seed weevil)
Lineage: Eukaryota; Metazoa; Arthropoda; Insecta; Coleoptera; Curculionidae
Source: the annotation of a GenBank genome assembly
AUGGUAAAAUCUUUUAAACUGAAAACCAUAAAAUCAGCUCUAGUAUGUAAGUGGGUGCAGUUUUGCUGGAACACUAGCUUACAUGGCUGGAAGUAUUUCGUAUUACCAAAAAUAUCAAGAUUAGAAAGAGAACAGAAUUCUUCAAAUGUAGAAUGGCUGGCUAAUAAUUUUAGAUUAUUUUUGUAUUUGCUUAGUUAUGACAAUCAUGAUCCACCUGUUAGUGAGUCUUUGAAACUUCUAGAAGUUUUAAAAAGGAAUGGCCUAUCUGAAGAAGAAGUAUUUCAAUGGAAUGCUAGCCAGCAUUCAAGCUCUAAUAAUUUCUAUUGCAGGUGUUUCAUAAUAUAUCCCCACCUUGCAGUAAAAUGCUCAAGAAAUGUUCCUGGAAAGACUCUACUCCCUCUCCUUCCAUUCUAUCUAUAUGUAUAUUUGGAAAUGUUUGAUUUUACAAGGCAGGCAGUUUAUUUUAGCUCUGCACAGUCCCAUAGAAGGGCUAAACAGCCUAGAAGAACAUCUUCGUGCGGAUUUCAAACUGGCUUAGAAUUACUAAUAGAUAACAAUCCAGAUAAUUACUUUGCCACUAUUGUUCCCUCCAUUGGAUUUAAUGUUCUGAUACACAAUCCAUACGAUUAUCCUAACGAAGCAGUUAACAACAUUUUGUGCGAGAUGAACACCAAUAAUUUUAUAGGCAUUAAUCCAGAAAUUAUAAGUGCCACCAAAAAUAUCCGGUCCAGAUCGAUUGCAGUGAGAAAAUGCCUGUUUGCCAACGAAAAGAAACUGGCCUUCUUCUCAAAGUAUACCUUUCAUAAUUGUUUGGCCGAAUGUAAAAUCGAGCUUAUAGAGUCAGUGUGUAAUUGUACACCUUUUUAUAUUUAUGAUAAUACAAGAAAUACUAAAUUAUGUUCUUUUGAGGAUUUCAAAUGUAUUUUGCAUAAUGCCCUUUAUUGGACAUUAGAAAGUGAGAAAUGUGAUUGUUUGCCAACUUGUGACAGUACAAGUUACGUACCUGAAUCAUCAAAAGGGAUAUUGGAUUCUUCAUAUUUAACUAACAUGUUUAAUAUAGUUUCUGGAAUGGAAACUGAAAACCAUACACUGAUUCGGGUGUUUUUCAAUGAUUUAUUAGGAACGAAACAUCGCAGAGAUGUUUUGUUCACUUGGCACAUGCUUAUGGGUUCUUAUGGUGGAAUACUGGGCUUGUUUACCGGAUUCAGUUUUAUGCUGGUCGUUGAAAUAAUCUACCAUUUUCUAGUACGUCGAUUAAAGGAUGAUAAAAAAGAAAAUAGAUAA